AUAAAGUCUUAUCACUUGGGGACCCAAAAAAAGAAAAACAAGUAGAGAGAGAUCUUCGUCUCCAAAAAGAAACCACACUUGUUUAACAGAAAGCUUCGUUCUUUGUAGCUCUGCAGAACCAAAAUCACAACCCCACCAAGCUAUUAUGUGAAGAGAACCAAAAAAAAAAGGGCUCAUCUUUUUCGUUCUGGGUUUCUCGAAUUUCACAUCAAAAUCCCAUCUUUUUUUUUUUUUCUUUUUUUUGAAUUUGUGAGAUAUGGAGCUUCAGAGAUCAGCUUUGGGACUCUUUCUAGGGUUUCUGGCGCUGACGAUGGCGCCUUUAUCGAUGGGGAGGUUCGUGGUGGAGAAGAACAGCUUGAGGGUGACGUCACCGGAUAAAAUCAAAGGGAAAUAUGACAGUGCCAUUGGCAACUUUGGGCUUCCUCAGUAUGGAGGGAGCAUGUCUGGGGGUGUUAUAUAUCCAAAGGAGAAUCAGAAGGGGUGUAAGGAGUUCUCGGAGUUUGGGCUUUCGUACAAGUCCGAUCCCGGAGCUCUGCCGACGUUUCUGUUGGUCGAUCGUGGAGAUUGCUUCUUUGCCUUGAAGGUUUGGAAUGCCCAGAAGGCUGGAGCUUCUGCAGUCCUUGUCGCUGAUGAUAUUGAGGAGGCGUUAAUAACUAUGGACACACCAGAAGAAGAUAUUUCAACUGCCAAAUACAUUGAAAACAUAACUAUACCAUCUGCACUCAUUGAAAAAAGUUUUGGUCAAACAUUGAAGAAGGCCAUCAGUUCUGGUGAUAUGGUGAAUGUGUACCUUGACUGGAGAGAAUCUGUUCCUCACCCAGAUGAUCGUGUGGAAUAUGAACUAUGGACCAACAGUAAUGAUGAAUGUGGGGUUAAGUGUGACAUGUUGAUGGAAUUUACAAAGGAGUUUAGGGGUGCAGCCCAGAUACUUGAAAAAGGGGGUUACACUCAGUUCACACCGCAUUAUAUAACUUGGUACUGUCCCAAGGCAUUCACCUUGAGCAAACAGUGCAAAUCUCAGUGUAUCAAUCAUGGAAGAUAUUGUGCUCCUGACCCUGAACAAGACUUCAGCACUGGUUACGAAGGGAAAGAUGUGGUUCUUGAAAAUUUAAGGCAGCUGUGUGUUUUUAAAGUAGCUAAUGAGACUCGAAAGCCUUGGGUAUGGUGGGACUAUGUGACUGAUUUUCAAAUCAGAUGUCCAAUGAAAGAGAAAAAAUACAACAAGGAAUGUGCUGAGGCUGUCAUUAAGUCUCUUGGGCUUGAUAGUAAGAAGAUCGACAAGUGUAUGGGAAACUCAGAUGCAGACUCUGAAAAUCCUGUUCUGAAAGAGGAGCAAGAUGCUCAGGUUGGGAAGGGAACAAGAGGUGAUGUGACCAUAUUGCCUACACUUGUUGUCAAUAAUCGACAAUACCGAGGAAAGUUGGCAAAAAGUGCAGUUCUGAAGGCCAUCUGUUCUGGUUUUGAAGAAACUACUGAGCCAGCUGUUUGCUUGAGUACUGAUGUUGAGACAAAUGAGUGUUUGGACAAUAAUGGUGGUUGCUGGCAAAAUAAAGCUGCCAACAUUACAGCCUGCAAGGAUACCUUUCGUGGGAGGGUAUGUGAGUGCCCUCUUGUUGAUGGUGUGCAGUUCAAAGGAGAUGGUUACACUACCUGUGAAGCAAGUGGGCCUGGGAGGUGCAAGGUAAACAAUGGAGGUUGUUGGCAUGAAGCUCGAGAUGGGCAUGCAUUCUCUGCUUGUACAGAUGAUGGAGGGGUGCAAUGCAAGUGUCCUCCUGGAUUUAAAGGUGACGGUGUGAAAACUUGCGAAGAUAUUGAUGAAUGCAAAGAGAAGAAAGUCUGUCAGUGCCCUGAAUGCUCCUGUAAAGAUACCUGGGGAAGUUAUGACUGCUCAUGUAGUGGAAAUCUUUUGUAUAUCAAAGAUCAUGACACCUGCAUAAGCAAGACUUCUGGAGGAUCAAAAUCAUCUGCAUGGGCUGCUGUGUGGGUUAUUUUAAUUGGCUUGGCUAUGGCUUCUGGUGGGGCAUAUCUUGUGUACAAAUAUCGAUUACGGUCAUACAUGGAUUCAGAAAUUAGAGCUAUAAUGGCACAGUAUAUGCCUCUGGACAGCCAAGCCGAAGUUCCCAAUCAUGUGAAUGAUGAGCAUGCGUGAGACAGUAAAACCCAUCAUUAGGCCUUUCUUUGGACCUCAUGAGGUGCAGCUUGAAUAUGAUUGUGAUACGUCUUUCUUAUUGAAGUUCUGGAAUUUUGACCUAAUCAUAUUCCCCUACGGUCAUGUUCCCCUACGUCAUGUUGGAUUGUAAAUGCAUGCAGAAUAGAAAUUAUCAUGUUUUUUUUAGGACUGUAACAUGCCAAUCCCUUGAGAGUAAGGAGGAUUGCAAGGAGUUUAGCUGUAGUAUCAUACAAUUCUCUUCACAUCCUUGAAUACUGAAAUCUUUCCCCUAAUUAAAUUGUGAUUCUGUAUUUUACUAUUGUCUUGUAAUAUGGAACUGACUUGAUGUCAUAGUUUAAUCUUAUGAAUCAAAUAUUUGCACAAAACAA
Messenger RNA from Rosa chinensis, 2538 nucleotides. RefSeq names its product vacuolar-sorting receptor 3. NCBI's taxonomy places the organism in Eukaryota, Viridiplantae, Streptophyta, Magnoliopsida, Rosales, Rosaceae. The record is from RefSeq and is a predicted model, not a curated record. The coding region runs from base 257 to 2149 and encodes 630 amino acids. Gene Ontology annotation, molecular function: calcium ion binding. The transcript is spliced from 12 exons.